UAGGCCUAGCCUAUAGGUUUUUUGCUCUGGUGGUCUGCAUGGGGAAUAUAAUCCAGACUGCUAUUACAUAACACAUAUUUGUUUUCUGUGUGUGUCUUGUCUUUGAGAGAAAUGAGAUGAUGUAGCCAACGUGCUGACAACCAAUUCGAUUCUCAAAAUGGUAAGGACGAAGAACUAACGACAUAGCCUACCAGUUGGUUAUUGAGAGAAACGACGUCAGUAAAUUGGUGUCCUGUCUGCUGAAUAGCAAAGUAAACGAACCCAGACCAAAGUUGACAAUUAAAGUGUGGACAAAGUUCACAGUGCUUCAGAGGACAGUCGAGACGGGAGUGUUUUUUUCUUCUGGUUUGCAUAACUUCUGUUCUAUGUAAUCCGGUGCAUUGUAGCUAUCCUAAAUAACGUCAACAUGUGCCAUUAUUGUGAUGUUCGCGGUCGUGUAUGGCUUUCGCCUUCCAUUCGAUUAUUUUUGUUUGGAUUAUGCGUCGCACCUGUGAUUUUACACCCUCAGUGUUUGGAUUUCAAACCCCCAUUUCGACCCCAACAAGAGCUCCAGUUUUGCUCCAUGUACAAGUACUUCGGCUGUUGUGACUAUGCGAAAGACCAACAGUUAAUGGACAAAUUCUAUAAAAUUAUGGACAGAUUUGACUAUGAUGGAUAUUCUAAAUGCGCAGGGUACGUUCAGGACCUUCUCUGCCAGGAAUGCUCUCCAUUUGCUGCUCACCUUUUCGAUGCAGAGGACCCAAGCACUCCAACCAGAACCAUCCCCGGUCUCUGCCCCGACUACUGCUCUCAGUUCUGGCAGAGAUGCAGAACUACAGUCCCCUUGCUUUUAGAUGACCCGCAUCUGGUGGAGUUACAAACAGACCAGACCCGUUUCUGUCAGUAUCUUGAGCUGGUGGACCCAGAUUACUGCUACCCACACCUGCUCAGCAACGAGCAGUUGACCCAGAACCUAGGCAGGGUCCGGUCAGACUCAGCAGGCUGCCUGCAGCUGUGUUUGGAAGAGGUAGCCAACGGGCUACGUAACCCUUUAGCCAUGGUGCACGCUAACGACGGAACACACCGUUUUUUUGUGGCUGAGCAGGUGGGCUUGGUGUGGACUUAUCUGCCGGACCGGUCCAAACUGGAGAAGCCAUUCCUGAACAUCACCAAGGCAGUGUUGACCUCGCCGUGGGAAGGGGAUGAGAGAGGGUUUCUUGGGUUGACCUUUCACCCCAACUACAAGUACAAUGGGAAGCUGUACGUGUAUUACUCUGUGGAAAUCGGCUUCGAUGAGAGGAUACGGAUCAGCGAGUUUCGGAUAUCUGCAGGAGACAUGAACGUAGUGGAUCAUGGAUCUGAGAGGAUUAUCCUUGAGAUCGAUGAGCCUGCAUCCAACCACAACGGAGGACAGCUGCUGUUUGCAGACGACGGUUACCUGUACAUCUUCACUGGGGAUGGGGGCAUGGCAGGAGAUCCUUUUGGAACAUAUGGGAAUGCCCAAAACAAGUCAGCUCUGUUAGGCAAAGUCCUCCGUAUCGACGUGGAUGACAAUGACAGGGGACCUUUGUACAAGAUCCCGCCUGACAACCCAUUUGCGCGGGAGCGCGGGGCGCGCCCCGAGGUGUAUGCCUACGGGGUGAGGAACAUGUGGCGCUGCUCUGUGGACCGCGGGGACCCUCUGACGAAGGACGGCAAGGGGCGGAUCUUCUGCGGCGACGUAGGCCAGAACAAGUACGAGGAGAUCGACAUCAUCGAGAAGGGUCGGAACUACGGCUGGAGGGCCAAGGAGGGCUUCUCCUGUUAUGACAUGAAGCUAUGCAGCAACACCUCGCUAGAUGACGUUCUACCUAUUUAUGCAUACUCUCACAAGAUGGGCAAGUCAGUGACUGGAGGUUAUGUCUACCGAGGUUGUGAAUACCCCAACCUUAAUGGCAUGUACAUCUUUGGAGACUUUAUGAGUGGGCGCAUGAUGAGCCUGCAGGAGAACAGAAACACAGGGAAGUGGGACUACCAGGAGAUAUGCAUGGGUGUAGGCAUGACCUGCGCCUUUCCUGGACUCAUUGACAAUUACCACCAGUACAUUAUCUCCUUUGCUGAGGACGAGGCUGGGGAGCUUUACUUCAUGUCCACUGAGAACCCCAGCGCCACAUCUCCCUCUGGGGUUGUUUACAAACUAGUGGAUCCCUCAAGACGGGCAGCACCAGGACAAUGUCACUAUGACCCCCUUCCUGUCAGAGUGAAAAGCAAGCUCAUCCAGUUAAAGCCGAAGGGAACUUUAAUUCACAUUCACACCAAGAAGUCCAAGGUGCAGCACAGAGACGAACCCCCUGAAGGACCGUACCAAACAGAUGCAGACAUGGGGGUCAACCCAGACUGGCUCCAAGACAUCAUGGACCUCCUGGAAGAGGAAAAUACAGAGUUCCACACAACCACAACCCCCACGACCACGACCAAACCGCCCAGGCAGUCAGGACGGAGAGGCCGUGGGAGGAAGGGCAAACACAGGACUGAUAGGCCUCCCAAACUCAUGGAGUUGCCCCAGAAUGGUGCAGUGAGGCUGGCGGGAGACAGGGCGGAGCUUGCAGAUCACGGGAGGGUGGAGAUCUUUGCUGACGGAGAGUGGGGGACGGUGUGUGACGACUUGUGGAACACGAAGAGCGCGGCGGUGGUGUGUCGGCAGCUGGGCUUCCGGUACACGCUGAAGGCCGCCAAGCACUCUGAAUUUGGCGAAGGGAAGGAUCUGCGGAUUCUUCUGGAUGACGUGCAGUGCGAGGGCAGUGAAGCGAGUCUUUUAGACUGCAAGCACUCAGGCGUGGGUGUGCAUAACUGUGCCCACAAUGAGGACGCUGGGGUAAUUUGCAGUAACUCAGACUAUGUUGUAUAAAACCUUACAAAAUUGCUACCCAAUAAUUUGUUGAUUUCUGUUUCCUUAUUGCAUUUGACAACUAAAACCAAGGAUCAUUUUAACUUUGACCAAUUGUUGUGGAGACUGGCACUUGUGCCUACCUCAAUAAAGUGACAUUUGCAUUUGUCAUUAGUCUUCAGUAGUCUCAUCAGAGUGUAACAUGGAACAUACUGAAGAUAGACCUAGACCCAGUGAAUGAAUGUCUUUGGAAAUGCAGGUAAUUUGACCGAAUGUGAUGAUCACAAUGAAAUAAAUGAUAUCUUAUGCAACUGGUUCUCAACCCUUCUUACAGGUGGUUUUCAGUAUCAUACAAGAACUGAGACACGGUGUUUCUAUAUGGGAACUAAAAGGCCUUUAGAUUGUAAAGCGACUGAUCUUUUUCACAUCCUUUAUCAGCAUCCCA
Molecule: messenger RNA, 3290 nt
Organism: Hypomesus transpacificus
Lineage: Eukaryota; Metazoa; Chordata; Actinopteri; Osmeriformes; Osmeridae
Gene: hhipl1
Product: HHIP-like 1
Exons: 9
Coding region: 407-2866 (819 amino acids)
Cellular component (GO): membrane
Source: RefSeq, a predicted model, not a curated record